Molecule: messenger RNA, 3064 nt
Organism: Leucoraja erinaceus (little skate)
Lineage: Eukaryota; Metazoa; Chordata; Chondrichthyes; Rajiformes; Rajidae
Product: raftlin-like
Exons: 10
Coding region: 597-2699 (700 amino acids)
Source: RefSeq, a predicted model, not a curated record
CGAGCCCCAUCUGGCUGCUGAAGUGGAGCUCACACACAGUUCAGCUGGGUAGCCGUUUGCGAUGCAUUCUUGGCUGCUGUUCUGUCUUUCACCUCAGUCAGUUCACUUACUUCAGGGAUCUUUGCGAGACUGUGGCUGGUAUUUUUGUGUCGCCUUCAAGAAGCUGUGAUUGGACCAGUAAAGAAGGGGUAAAAAAGAAAAACACUGAACUGUUACAGGAUGUGGUUUUACUGAACACGCAGUACUGAAGAUUAAAAUUUUUGAUGCAUGACGUUUUCAACAGCAAAAGGAAGUUAACGGAUAAUUUUAGAUUCAAAUGCUUCAAUUGUAAAAUUUGUAAAAGUAUCAGACCAUUUUCUUGCGUAGUUUGGUUUCCUCAUAUGCCAUUCUGGAAUUCUGCUUUGUUGCACUCAGCCUUUGCGAGUUAGUUCUUGCUCGUAAAGCUGUUCUAAGUUUCCUUCAGGGACAGUAAUUUCCAUUCCUGAAAUGAGAGUAUCUUUAAUUGUGGAGGAAUUUUGAUCGUAUGCAAUUCUUGAAAAGGUUGCUGGUUUCUUUGAAACAUUUUUAGUGGCAAGCAUUCCUCAGCAGCUGAGAAAAUGGGUUGUGGCUUACCAAAGCUGGAAAAAUCUGAUGAAAAUAGCCCUGGCAAAAUCUACUCAACACUUAAGAGACCACAAGUGGAAACUAAGGUGGACACAGCCUAUGAAUACAAGCUCCUGGACUUCACAAUAGCAGCAGAUGGUGAUGUGGAAUCAUCUGCAGUCAAGCUCUCCUCCAUACGUGAUCUUCCUGAUCAGCUGCAGGAACUCUACCAGAAGGGCUUUGUGCUGGCUGCUUUUCACCCUUUCAUACAGUCCAUUGAUGGGCAGAAGAAAACUCCACCAGCGAAAAUGUUCAGAGCCAUUUUGAUCAAGGCAUCAGUGAGCUCAGAAGAAAAUCAGUUUAAGACUGAACCAAGCAGCCUUGAAGUAGAAUUGUGUUCAUUGGCCGACCAACCAGCUAAUUUCACAGGGCUAGCAGAUGUCCUACAAAAAGUGCAAGAAAGGACAAAAAACGGCCUACGAUUUGUUGGACAUGUACAACAUCGAGUUUGCACAGUGAAUUCAAUGGCAAAGCCUGAAGAAUGUUCAACAAAUAACAAUAUUUUGAAUCAAAACAACGAGGAAAAGAAUGAACAGAGUGAUAGUAAUGGAGAUAAAGGUGCACAAAGUCAGGAUGCAGAAGGAACACAUGGGGAGGGAUCCCAGUCUGAAACACAAGUUGUUGAGUGUCAAGAGAAAGUUGAUGAUCAAACAACGGCAAAAAUAACCAGUCAAAAAUCUGAAGAAGAUGAAAAGCAGACAGAGAAUAAAAGAGCAGCUGGUGGUGAGGUGGAACACAAGGUUACUGAUCAGCAAGUAAAUUCAUCACCAGCAGAAGCAAUGGAAAGUGAAGCAGCAGACAGCCUACCUACUGCGGGACCAGCUGGGGGUGAGCCGUCUCCGAUGGCACCGAACAAGUUCGCUGAGGGGAAACCGAUUACAGAAUGUUGUGAAGCCAAUGAGGCCAGCUCCUCUGAGGCAAAUGACAGCAAGCAGGAGGUGCAUUCAGAACAAGGAACAGCUGAGGAGAUCGCAAAGAGGAAUGUUGGCGAAAAUGAGAUAUUUCUCCUUUUCGAUAAACAUCGAAAGCAGAAAUCUUGCAAGUACUAUACAGCGACAAUUCCACUGAAGAUCAGUAAAAAGGGAGAGGAUAUCAGCAGUUUAGAAGCGGACUGGCUAGAUCACAUGACAGAACACUUCACUAAGGGAGCCCUGUUAGUGGAUGCUUUGAUUUGUCUGGGAACACCGACAGAUUCAACCCCUAAAUCGGUCGAUGGGCUUUUUAUCUUUGAAGGGGUUUCUGAGGAAAAGUAUGAACCUUACGAUGCCAUCGUUGUGGAGCAGUGGACAGUGAUGAACGGAAAUAAAGUGAAAACUGAUUAUGCUCCUUUGCUGAAUUCUCUGGCUGCAUACGGCUGGCAGUUAACCUGUGUGUUACCUACUCCUAUUGUGAGGAGGGACAGUGAUGGGAAUCUUGCUACAAAACAGAUUGUUUUUCUCCAGAGGCCAUCACUGCCUGGCAAAGAAAAGAAGAAAGAUUCAAAGAAAAAAUCAACAAAAGAUGACAAGUCAAGCAAGAAAAACAGAAACUGCUUAAAAGACAAAAAUGGCACAGUGCCUCUUCAAGUGAAGGACUCUACAGGAGUUUCUGAUGAAAAAGAAAAAGUGGAAGAAAGUGCAGCAAAGAAUGGAGACAAAGAAAAUGCUGAAAUUCUUGAAAAAGAAUCCUUGAAAAAAGGGGAAAAUGAAAAAAGUAUCCCUGCAACUGAAGUAGCACAAAACUACUUCUGUGUGACGAAUUCUGAAGUGGACGGAUGUGCUGGGAAAGUCGGAGGCAACAAUAAUAUUUGUGACAAUGAGGAUAUGAAUGAAUUACAGGAGAAGAAUGAAAACAAAUGUCAAAAUGAUACAACUAGGAGACGUGAUGACGAAGGCAGCCAGGCAAAGGUUAACAACAGUGCAGUGAAUGGUGAACAUACAGUUCGUAGUCAGUAUCUUGAUAACCUGCCGGCUGUGGAGGGGGCUGCCGAGGCCCAGGUGGAAACAACUGGGCCCAUCACAGAGGCAAGGGAGGAAAUUACAGAGGCACGUGGUGGUGCUGACACCUUCCUUGAGUAAAGCAAGAUUCUGGAUAAUAAACAGAUGGUGCAGAUCUUUUCCCUCUGGAGCUGGCUCGAUUGUAAUAUUAUGCCUGCGUUGUGCCAUGCAUUUAGUGCCAAAGUUCACACACUCGCCUUGUUUGCUGUGCAAUAAAAUAAACGCAGAUGUCAUAGGCUUGCAUUUUGUGUGAUACUAUAUAUGACUCACUAACAUUGUAAAAAUGUGCAGGUGUUACAGUUAAUGUUGCAGGUAACAUAAUAAAUUUCUAUUAGUUGAUCAGAUAAAUAUUUUAUACAAUAAUAAAUGCCUACUGUCUGUCAGAUGUUUUCCCUGCAAUCGUUUAAUAUUGUUCCUUUAAAUAAAAGAUUCUUUUCACUGAGAAA